AUGGGUAAAGCACAGAGCAAGCUUACGACAGAACAACUCGUUGAUUUACAGAAACAUACUUAUUUUGACAAGAAAGAACUCCAGCAAUGGUACAAAGGCUUUCUCAAAGACUGUCCAUCAGGCCAACUUGACAAGACCGAGUUCCAAAAGAUCUACAAACAAUUCUUCCCUUUUGGUGAUCCCUCUGGCUUUGCCAAUUAUGUGUUUGACGUAUUUGAUGAUAAUAAGAACGGUGUCAUUGAUUUCAGAGAAUUCAUCUGCGCCUUGUCCGUUACGAGUCGUGGACGGAUAGAUGAGAAGCUCCUCUGGGCUUUUCAGCUGUAUGAUAUAGACAAUGAUGGACGUAUAGCUCGUGACGAGAUGCUUCGUAUUGUGGAAGCCAUUUACAAGAUGGUUGGUAGCAUGGUAAAAUUGCCUGAGGACGAGGAUACUCCCGAGAAACGAGUUCAAAAGAUCUUUGACUUGAUGGAUUUGGCAAAUGGUGCUUUAACAAUGGCAGAGUUCAAGGAAGGAUCAAAGAAGGACCCUACAAUUGUACAAGCCCUCAGUUUAUAUGAUGGUCUUGUUUAA
Messenger RNA from Zychaea mexicana, 570 nucleotides. RefSeq names its product calcium-binding protein NCS-1. The record is from RefSeq and is a predicted model, not a curated record. The coding region runs from base 1 to 570 and encodes 189 amino acids. Gene Ontology annotation, molecular function: calcium ion binding. The transcript has 6 exons. NCBI's taxonomy places the organism in Eukaryota, Fungi, Mucoromycota, Mucoromycetes, Mucorales, Lichtheimiaceae. Gene Ontology annotation, cellular component: intracellular membrane-bounded organelle; cytosol; membrane.